AACUGGGGUUUGUGAGAGUUUACUAGCUUCCACAGUAUGGCAGGUCUGUCAUAGCUCGAAGUCUCUUGACGAUGGCUCCACGCCUGAGUAGACAGGCAACAGAGUCUGAUCUCAGGGUCAUGGAGAGACUUGGGCUCAGGGUCGCAGACUGUACCCUGGAUGAGGUGAGGCGAUUGGCGCACAGUGCCCUUUUCAUGUGUCCUCAGCACAUUUGAAUCUACAUUGUCUUCAUUCUCCACGUUUCUCUACGCGUUAUGACACCUUUCAGACGCUUCCCAGGCCAUCAUGAUCAGCCUAUCUGCAGCUGCGGAGAGGAUUUCCAUCCUCAACGAAAGGCAUUCGCGAUUGGUGGAUCCAGCUCUUUUUUAGGAGAAGACGGGAUUAUACUUACUUCCUUCGACACCGGCAGACUCAACUACGGCAUACGUUAUCUCAUAGUUGGAGAGAUCUUCUUCGAAAACCAACACGAUCUCCUCAGCUUAUGCCCGGCUAACAGGCAUUGCUAUCUUGCCUGUUUACCGUGGAUAUAUCGGGACGUGAUAACCGAUCUUAGCGACAAACAGAGUCUCGUUAUCCUGAAGCGCCUGACAGGACGGUCUAACAUCGAGCGCUUCGUGCGAACACUGACGCUCGUAGGUCCCGGCAAGAUGCACUACGAGAACUAUGAUCACCAGACUGCAGACUCUCCGUGCAGCGGAAUGCGGCAAGCUCCCGCUUGAGUUCUUGCAAGAUGUGAACCUUCCCAAAUUGAGAAUAGAGCUGUACAGGGGAACACUUCUUGAGCCGAGCACCAUUUCAGAUUCACCUGGCCGGAGGCUUCAAACACGACCUCAUCGUUGCCCUUUAGAAAUGUCUCGCCCUG
Messenger RNA from Didymella exigua CBS 183.55, 862 nucleotides. RefSeq lists its product as uncharacterized. Bases 255 to 719 code for a protein of 154 amino acids. NCBI's taxonomy places the organism in Eukaryota, Fungi, Ascomycota, Dothideomycetes, Pleosporales, Didymellaceae. The transcript has a single exon. The record is from RefSeq and is a predicted model, not a curated record.